UAUAUCUUGUCAAAUCCACCCACAGACGGCGACUGACGGCGGUGAGAAGAGCGACGUGAAAAGUUUGCGAGAAAAACCAUUAGCUUGCGUAACCGCCUUUAGGGCCACAAACAUAAAGCAGCAGGAGUCAUCCUUCGAUCUAUUCGAUUCAAAUCACCCUACUUAUCACGGUCGCUGACACAUCUCCGACGAACGGAGUUUCGGUACCUCCAAAUAUGGGAGCUAAUCCCGAGCUUGAAAGCCUGUUUCCUGAGAAAAAGCGAGUCAGAAAUCCUUUCGUUCCAAUCGGUGCCUUGAUCACUGCCGGGGUGCUGACAGCUGGUUUGAUUAGCUUUAAGACGGGGAACUCACAGUUGGGUCAGACAUUGAUGAGGGCUCGUGUGGUUGCUCAGGGCGGAACUGUUGCACUCAUGGUCGGCACUGCAGCCUACUAUGGGGAGAAGUUUUGAUGGGUGUUUAUCUUUACUUGAGAGAAUCUGCAUUCGUGUGUUCUUAACAUUGGUUCUUCUUUACAAUGGCCGUUAAACCGAUAAAAUAGUUAUUUCGUUGAAAUAUGGACUGUGUACACAUUUGAUUUAAAUCCAAAAAAAUGUAAUAACGCAAGUUUAGGCAUUGAUCUUUUCGUCGCCUAUAACAAAAUCUCAUAAACUCAAGGUUAUAUAUUGAUAAUUAUGUU
Messenger RNA from Helianthus annuus (common sunflower), 676 nucleotides. RefSeq names its product RING-H2 finger protein ATL48. Bases 216 to 449 code for a protein of 77 amino acids. The record is from RefSeq and is a predicted model, not a curated record. NCBI's taxonomy places the organism in Eukaryota, Viridiplantae, Streptophyta, Magnoliopsida, Asterales, Asteraceae. The transcript is spliced from 2 exons.